GAGGCCCCGCCCACUCGCUGCAUUCCUCUUCCAGAACGCAGCCUGACAGGAACCGAGCGGCUCCGAAGUGCGAACUUCUUGACCGACCUUUCGGCCUCUCAACAACCGGGACGACAUCGACGGUUCUCCGGACUGCGAGGCUUGAAGAUCGCCGUGUCAUUCCGCCAUGGUGGAGCGAGGCGCGGAUGGAGUGGAGUUUCCCUGAGUUUGGAGUCCUGGGCCCGGCGCUUCCCUCUCCCUCACUCCCUAACAGCCUGGAACAAGUUCUCGCCCAGCACUUCUCGCCUGCCUCUUCGCCUCUGGCCGUGUCACACCUCAGAACAGCGACCGCGGUGAUCGCAGACCAAUGACCGCUUGCUUUAAGGUCCAGCUCCCCCGCCGCCGUGAUUUCGGACCGUCCUGUAGCCGGUAGAGUCCACAGACAUGAGCGGGCAGCCGCCGCAGCAGAGGCGGCCCACCAACGUCGGCUCCAUCCUGCUCACCAGUCAAGAAAAUGACAUGCUCUACAACCACCUGGGCAAAAAAUGCACUGCUCUGUCCUCGGCAGUGGUGCAGGUGUACUCAGCGGACAGGAACGCCUCCUGGACGAAGCGAUGCUGCGGCGUGGCCUGCCUGGUGAAAGACAACCCUCAGAGAUCUUACUUCAUCAGGGUGUACGACAUCAAGGCAGGCAAAUCCCUGUUUGAGCAGGAAUUCUACGCAGACUUCAGCGUGAAGUAUCCCAGGUCCUACUUCAUGACGUUCGCUGGAGACACGUGUCAGAUCGGCCUCAACUUUGCCAGUGAGGAAGAAGCCAAGCGUUUCAAAGUGGUGUCUGACGGCCUGUUGGAGAAACGACAAAGGAAAACGGAAAAAAGGCGUGAUCCACCAAAUGGACCCACUUUACCGAUGGCCACGGUGGACAUCAAGAACCCCGAGAUCAACAACCUUCGCUACAACAACAACGUUCAAGUCAACAGCAACCUGCACAGCAACUUCAGGAAAGACAAGUCCAAGGGCAAAAACAAGAAGAAGAAGAUCUCCAAGGCUGAAAUUGGCACACCCAGCAAUUUCCGGCAUAUUGGGCACGUGGGCUGGGAUCCUAACACGGGAUUUGACCUUAAUAACCUGGACCCCGAGCUGAAGAAACUCUUUGACAUGUGCGGCAUUUCAGAGGCCCAGCUGAAGGACAAGGAGACGUCGAAGGUCAUCUACGACUUCAUCGAGAAGAAAGGAGGAGUGGAGGCUGUGAAGGAUGAGCUGAGGAGACAAGCUCCUCCUCCUCCUCCUCCCUCCAGAGGUGGCCCGCCUCCUCCUCCCCCUCCACACAGCUCAGGGCCCCCUCCCCCUCCCCCACCUGCUCGGGGCAGAGGAGCACCACCCCCGCCCCCUCCUGCUAGAGCCCCCUCCUCUGCGCCUCCUCCUCCACCUCCUUCCAGACCCGGGAUGGGAGUCCCACCGCCGCCGCCCCCAAGCAGAGGACACCAGGCAGUUCCUCCGCCUCCUCCUCCUGCGUCAGCCUCCAUAGCCCCACAGGCUCCGCCUCCUCCACCUCCUGCAACCUCUGCAGGAGGAGCACCGCCGCCUCCCCCACCUCCCCCACCUCCAGGACCCCCUCCACCUGCACCUCCUCCUCUCCCAGGGGACUCAGGGGAUGGUCUGCCCUCUCUGGGGGGCGGCAAGUCUGCUCUCCUGGAGCAGAUCCGAGAGGGGGCGCCACUGAAGAAAGUGGACCAAGGGAACAAACCGCCGGCGAACAGCGGCGGACGAGAUGCACUCUUAGACCAAAUACGGCAGGGGAUCCAGCUCAAAACUGUGCCUGAUGCAGUAGAAACAUCCCCACCCCCUCCUGUCCCCUCUGCGGGAAUUGUGGGAGCUCUGAUGGAGGUGAUGCAGAAGAGGAGCAAAGCAAUCCACUCUUCAGAAGACGAUGACGACGACGAUGACGUUGAGGACUUUGAAGAAGAAGACGAAUGGGAUGACUAACGACACUACACCCCCCACCCCCACCGCCCUUCGGCUCCAAUUAAGACACUAAAAUAGUUCCUGUCUCUCUGAAUCUUCCUCAGAUUAUAAUGUAAAUGUUCAGCUGAUUUUGCUGUAUAUUUGUUGCCUUUAAGCUUUUUUUAUUAAUCUGUGCAAUACCUCAUUUCAUCUGUAAAGGUUCGUUUUUUUCUUCUCUGUAAAGUUUUUUUUUUUCUCGUUCUCUUGGAUUAACGUGCAAUUUUACGUCAAGUUUUCUUGAUUUGUAGAGUUGAAUGUCUGUUUUUUCCAUUAUUCAUUGAAGGGAGGAACAAAGCUGAACGAUCUUAAUACUGAAACUAUCGAAAAGCGCCAGAACACUAUUUUUUCAUACCUUCCUCUUCUGUAACUGACCUCUUUCUUACUCAAAUCCUAGUUUAGCGCCAUUAUUUUCUUAUAGAAUCAGCUUUUUUGGCGUGCUUGGCCCCCGCGGCUGAUUUGUAAAUUUACUCAGAGUUUAAGUCGGUUAUAUUUUUGCACGAACUGAAAGGAAACAGAGCAAUAUCGUGGUGGCUUUUGCAGAAAAAAAGAAAAAAAACCAAGAAUGAAGCUCAGACAUGCUUUAGGAUUCACUACAGCGCCCUGAUGGGUUUUAUCAGCCGGAGGUGGAGGAGAAAUAUUGGCAUGUAUUUUAUUUCCGGCGUUCGGAAAGCGGAUGGGUUAUUCUCAGUCCGUGUCGGAGCGUCAGACAUUCCUGCCGUACAGAGCCCUCAUUCACGCUACUAAUGGAAGAUGAGCUGUGGGAGACGCUUUACUAACCUCCUCGUAGAGAAGCCAGGCGGACGUCACCGCUGUUAACUGCAGGGGAAGCGCGUCGGCGGGAGCGCCGCACAUGUAGUCGCAGAAAUAUACUGUUUUUAUCACUGCUGGAUUAUUAAGCCAGUCUGUGGAAACUUAAUAAUUCUUUUAAUGCUUUUUUUCUUUUUCAACUGGGGGUUAGAUUUGCAUCAGGACAGCGAAACAUUGGGAAUUAGGUUAAUGAAACUGUAAACUCCAAUAAAUGUUAUUUCCAGAA
Molecule: messenger RNA, 3016 nt
Organism: Pygocentrus nattereri (red-bellied piranha)
Lineage: Eukaryota; Metazoa; Chordata; Actinopteri; Characiformes; Serrasalmidae
Gene: waslb
Product: WASP like actin nucleation promoting factor b
Exons: 11
Coding region: 424-1965 (513 amino acids)
Biological process (GO): actin filament organization
Molecular function (GO): actin binding
Source: RefSeq, a predicted model, not a curated record